This is a messenger RNA of Pochonia chlamydosporia 170, 3732 nucleotides long. RefSeq names its product phosphorylase superfamily protein. Lineage: Eukaryota; Fungi; Ascomycota; Sordariomycetes; Hypocreales; Clavicipitaceae. Bases 1 to 3732 code for a protein of 1243 amino acids. The transcript is spliced from 7 exons. Gene Ontology annotation, molecular function: protein binding. The record is from RefSeq and is a predicted model, not a curated record.
AUGGAUGUCCAUCGCAUCGGGUUCACUGACAUAUCCUCCGUUGCUCGCAACACAGUUGACUCCCCAGGCGAUGCGAAAGCCAAAUGCAAUGUCAUUUUUAUCCACGGACUAAAAGGACACCCGAGAAAGACCUGGGGUCCUCCAAAGCUAAAGCCUGCCAUUACGCCAAAGUCACAGUCCAAAUGGAAGAAUGUACGAUCCUUCAUCCGAGCGACGUCUGCCGUCUCAUCGGCUACGGAUGUCACGCAACAGAAGAUUGAAACUGAUAAUUCCUCCGUCACCGAUACUACGGCUUCCGGACGCUCCUCAGCUUCUCCAACGUCUCCUUCCAUAUUUUCCUCCACGUCAUCUAUGUCUUUCUCCUCUACCACAACUGCUGACUCGGUAUCAUCGCAUGCGGCUACGCCUGCGGAGGCCAAGAUUUUUUGGCCAGCAGAUCUCCUCGCACAGGACCUUCCCGAAGCGCGAAUUUGGACUUAUGGAUAUAAUGCUGAUGUUCUUGCCGGCAUGUUUCAGAUGAAUAACAAGAAUAGCAUAUCACAGCAUGGACGAGACCUGGCCGCGAGGCUCGAAAGAGAUGUUGAUAAUGAUCUUCCAAUCAUCUUUGUGGCCCAUAGUUUGGGUGGCAUUGUCGUCAAAGAUGCUCUGCAUCGAUCCGAGGCUUGCCAGAACCGCACAAAAUACAUUGUUUUCCUUGGCACACCUCACCGUGGAAGUGCAUGUGCCGGCUGGGGAGAAAUCGCGUCCAACCUAGCUCGUCUCGCAGGUCAAGAUCCUAACAGCAAAUCGCUCAAGGCAUUAGACGUCAAUAGUGAAGUUCUAGACAACAUCCAUGAAGAGUUCAAGAACAUAGUCCAUACCCAGGGAAUCAAGAUACACACAUUUCAGGAGGCUAGGGGCAUGCCUGUAAUGAAAGGUGUCGACCACAAGGUUGUGGAUGAUGUGUCUUCUAAGGCUGACCUCCCACGAUCAAUUGAAACUGUGGAGAGCAUAGACGCUGAUCAUAUGCAAAUGGUCAAAUGCGGGACUAAAUCUGACGACUCAUAUCGUGCGGUUUAUGGCGUGAUAAGGCAGUUCAUUCUAAGUCUACCAGAGGAGCAAGCGUCGUCACUGCAAUCACAGGCAGCGACACAGCCGAUACCUGAUAGCCUCGACAAUGGAUCACCUAGCCAGCCCAUCGUUGAAGGCCCCUCUGAAAUACCUAGAUCUUCGGCGUCAGGACCUAAUGAGGUUGAUAGAGGGCGCCAAAAGUUCCUUGUUCCCUAUAACAAAAACCCCGAUUUCAUCGAACGCACCAAUGUCAUGAUGAAAUUACGAGAGCAAUUCGGACAUGGUGCUUCUACGGCAACAGGACAGUCUCGCCAACGAGUGGCACUUCACGGACUUGGCGGCGUUGGAAAAACACAGAUUGCUCUGUCAUAUGUUUACUGGCUUCAUGGGUAUCGUCCCGACAUGUCGGUAUUCUGGGUCCAUGCAAGCAGUAUUGAUCGAUUCCGCCAUGCAUACACCAACAUUGCCAAAGAGUGCAACAUUACCAAGAGUGAUAAUUCCAACACAGACCCUCUUGAGAUGGUCAAGGCUUAUCUAGAGAGCCAAGAGAGCGCACCCUGGAUGCUUGUAAUCGACAAUGCAGACGAUGCGGAACUGUUCUUCCAGUCAUCGCUUUCCAUCCAAGCCUCAGUGGGCAGCAGUGACGAAGCCAGGGAAGAGCCCUUACUUGGACCGUAUAUUCCAACAUGCUCUCAUGGUUCAGUAUUGAUAACAACACGAAAUAAGGCUGCAGGAGUAAAAUUGGCACCAGGGAAACCACCGAUCGAAAUUGAGAAAAUGGAUGAAGACGAAGCCGGGCAGCUCAUACAGACAAUUCUUCUGGACAGUGAAAUACCCCCCGAAGAAUCCACUGCAUUGGCAUCAAAGCUUGAGUUCUUGCCUAUCUGUAUAGCACAAGCCGCUGCGUUCAUUCUCGAAAACUCCAUCACGAUUGGGGAUUACAUGGAGCUACUGGAUGACAACGACCAGACCCUGGUGGAUCGACUGAGCGAGCCAUUUGAAACUAUGGGACGGGACUCGGAAAUGCCUCACGCGGUAGCGGCGACAUGGAUGGUUUCUUUCAAUCAAAUUCGGCGACAGUGCGUUCUUGCAAGCGACUUCCUUUCCUUCAUCUGCCUGUUUAGCCGCCAGGCGAUACCAAAGGAUUUUGUGCUCGAGUAUUAUGACGAGACACGGGGAAAGAUAGGAGCAGCGGAAAAGGUCGAAAUUGCCAAGGCCUUUGGGGUGUUGAAGGCAUUUUCCUUCAUCUCAGAAGCGAAGGAUAAGACUGUGAGCAUUCACAGACUUGUCCAGCUUGUCACGCGGAAGUGGCUCCUGAAUGAAGAUAAGCUGAGUGAUUUCGCGGGGCUGGCGGUAUACAUUUUGUCCAUCUAUUACCCACAUGCAGAUCAUGACACGAUGCGCACAUGCAUCAACUACAUGCCUCAUGUGCAGGCGGUCCUGCAAUUCUGUGAUCCUAACUCGGACGAUGACGAGCGAGACAAAGCCCGGAUACUACACAACGUUGGAACUUACUUUGUUCUCACUGGGCAGCACGAGCUCUGCCUGGAGACACAGAGAGAAAGCCUGCAAAUUUGCGAGAGAGUUUUAGGACGGGAUCAUGAUGAGACACUUGUCUGCCAGGAAGCUAUGUCAGAUAUUUUAUUACACCUUGGCAAAGAGGACGAAGCAGAGAAACUUCAGCUUGAGGUGCUCCAAAUACGGGAAAAAAAAUAUGGCCCAGACUAUACAGAGACGCUGAUAAGUCAGUACAACUUGGCCUCUUUAUACCAUCAGCAGGGACGAUACGAUGAAACGGAGGCACUUUGUCUCAAAAUCAUAGCGCAAAGCAAACGAAUACUUGGUGACAGGCACACAGAGACGCUUGAUUGUAUGGAGCGUUUGGCCGAACUAUACAGCAAGAGCGCCGUUGGCCGUUUCAACGAGGCUAUGGACAUAUUGUCAUUUGUAGUAGAAGCCCGAAAGGAGGUUCAGGGGCAUACACACGCGGAUACCUUGGACAGCAUGUCCAUGCUAGCAAGAGCCUAUGAAAGGGUGCAAAAAUACGAAGAGGCAUUGCAACUGGCUACUCACACUUAUGAAGAGAGCAAACUAAAGUACGGCAUUGAUCAUGAUGCAACUUUGAAAAGAAGCGGUCACUUAGCAAGUCUAUAUUCUUUGCUAGCAAGGCCGGACCUUGCUGAAGCUCUGCGGUUGUGGCAAUAUCGAUGCCUGUUGGAGAAGUAUGGCCCUGAUCACUAUGAAGUUGAAAGGGCCUGCCGACUACUCGCUCAUGACUACGCUGAGAUGAGAAGGUUUGAGGAGUCGGAAAACCUGUUGACGGACAAAUUAAACCGCCACAAAGCAACCAAAGGACUGAACCACCGAAAGACAAUUGUUUCAAUGCAGGAUUUGGCAGAACUGUGGGCAAAGCAAGGGCGCUAUGAGGCAGCCUUCGCCUUGGGUCAGGAUUGUCUACAACGAGCAAGAAAAGUUUUAGGGGUUGAUACACCCCAAACAAAAAGCAUCAGUGAUCACUUGACGGAGUGGAAGUACUGGCAAGAUCGUGGUAGACCGUAUAGGUGUGAUAUUUCGAUCAUGGAGUGGUACCGCGAGAUGGUUGCAGAGUCAAAUAUACCCACGGAAGGGCUGGACAAACUGACAUUGGCGAUAUUGAAUUUGAUCAAAUUGGGAGUAAUCUGA